Molecule: messenger RNA, 1384 nt
Organism: Neoarius graeffei (lesser salmon catfish)
Lineage: Eukaryota; Metazoa; Chordata; Actinopteri; Siluriformes; Ariidae
Gene: adprhl1
Product: ADP-ribosylhydrolase like 1
Exons: 7
Biological process (GO): protein de-ADP-ribosylation
Molecular function (GO): ADP-ribosylarginine-[protein] hydrolase activity; magnesium ion binding
Source: RefSeq, a predicted model, not a curated record
UUUGGACACUGAGGUAGUGAAACCCAAUCUGGAACAAUACCAAACCAAAGGGAUAAGGCUAGAAAAGACUGGCAGUCCAGUCUCCUGUAGGGUCCCGUCAAACAUCUAGCCAAGAACCCCAGCUAUUACUCUUGCCUGAAGAUAUUUUUUAGAUGGUUUGGAUUUGAAAAGGCACCUGAUGGAGAAAUUCCAGGCCGCAAUGCUCCUUGGUGCGGUAGGAGAUUCACUGGGAUACGGCAAAGGCCGCUGGGAAAGCUGCAUGUCAGGGUCUCAGAUACAGAAAGAGCUCUCAGCUCUUGGGGGACUGGCAGCCCUUAAACUCGAUCCAGAAAACUGGCCUUUGAGUGACGGAGCUCUGAUGCACAUGACCACAGCGGAGGCUCUUGUUACAGACUAUUGGUGUCUGGAAGAUUUGUACAGAGAAGUUGUGCGUCUCCUUGUGGCAGCCAUGGUGUCCCUUCAAGGCCGAACUCCUGACCCCAGCACAGUAGAAACUUGUGCCUGCCUCAAACCUGACAACUACCUGCUGGCCUGGCACACGCCGUUUAAUGAAAAAGGUUCUGGUUUUGGAGCCUCCACAAAGGGUAUGUGUGUGGGCAUGCGCUACUGGCAGCCUGAAAGACUGGAAAACCUGGUGGAAGUGGGCAUUGAAAUAGGCCGGAUGACCCAUAACCAUCCCAUAGGCUUUUUGGGAUCUCUUUGUACUGCCCUGUUUGCCUCAUAUGCAGUCCAAGGCAAGCCGGUGGUGAACUGGGGCCGUGAUCUCAUGAAGGUGAUCCCCAAGGCUGAAGAUUACUGCAGGAAGACUAUACGCCACAUGGCAGAAUACCAGGAGAAAUGGUUUUACUUUGAAGCCAAGUGGCAGUUCUAUUUGCAGGAGAGAGGGAUUGAAGAGGAAGGACAGAACAAGCCUCUUUUUCCUAAUUCAUAUGACGCAGAUGAGACAGAUAAGGUGUAUAAGAGCUGGAGCUCUGAAGGCCGAGGAGGGCAUAGGGGCCACGAUGCACCCAUGAUCGCCUAUGAUGCUCUGCUGGCUGCAGGCUCAGACUGGGGAGAACUGUGUAAACGGGCCAUGUUUCAUGGAGGAGAGAGUAGCGUGACAGGUCUGAUUGCUGGCUGUCUCUAUGGCCUGCUUUAUGGCCUGAACCAAGUACCUCCAGGACUAUACCAAGACCUGGACAAGAGGGAGAAAUUAGAAGAGCUUGGAGCCAAACUGUACCACAUGGCAGCUGCAGAAAAGUAUAUAGAGAAGUAACACUGUGCUCCUCACCUCCUUGUUCACACAGGAAGUUCACAUGGUUCCCAAGCCGCACAGCUACACACCCCUCCUGUACCUGUUCUCAGUGUUCUAUUCUCUCUGACACCUCCAUCCUUUGUCAGUUAA